Molecule: messenger RNA, 3862 nt
Organism: Melanotaenia boesemani (Boeseman's rainbowfish)
Lineage: Eukaryota; Metazoa; Chordata; Actinopteri; Atheriniformes; Melanotaeniidae
Gene: rhbdf1b
Product: rhomboid 5 homolog 1b (Drosophila)
Exons: 20
Coding region: 277-2991 (904 amino acids)
Biological process (GO): regulation of protein secretion; regulation of epidermal growth factor receptor signaling pathway
Cellular component (GO): endoplasmic reticulum membrane
Molecular function (GO): protein binding; serine-type endopeptidase activity
Source: RefSeq, a predicted model, not a curated record
GGCAGCAGCGGCGUGGGAGGAUCGAAACUAAAGAGGCUCAGCAAGCCGAGAAGUACUGAAGGAACCCGAUGUUUCAGUUAACACGUAUUAGAUUUUUUUAAUGUAACUUAGACCGCGUAACGACCGCGUUUGGAGCUCGCGCUUCAAAGUGACUAUACUCCUAUGAAGGAUAACUUAUGAAGUGACCGCAGUUAGCGUUUUACCAGUGGAUCUAUAGUGUGCGGGAAAGAACCAGACUCAGCUUAAAGCUGGCAGGCUUCGGGGAAGGUAACGAGCAUGGAUGAGACGGGCAGCAGAAACGGCAGCCUCCAGAGGAAAAAGCCACCAUGGCUCAAACUGGACAUCCCAACCAUCCAGCUGACGCCAGACGACACACCACAACUCCCUCAGCCAGUGAAGCGAGCGCGCAGUGUCAGCAUGCCUGGGGAAAAUCCGCAGACCCGUAUCGCUGCCUUGGAAACUUCCAACAACUACCUCAAACCUCCUUUGGAGGGAUUGCCCUCCUUCACCAACUCCAUCAAGAGUGAGAAAAGGGUACACUUUGAUCGUGUCAACACAGUCCCCCCAAAAGGCCAGAGGGGCCUAAGGAGAGUGUCAACCAGCCGAAGGCGGUCCUGUGUCCCAAAAAUACUGUCCAGACGGCGUUCAUCAAUACCUAAACAGAUCAUCAGGGGUACAGCUGACUGGUUCGGAGUGAGCAAGGACAGCGACAGCACCCAGCGAUGGAGGAGGAGGAGCCUGCAACACUGCAGCCAGCUGUAUGGGGGUCUGAAGGCACAGGUGAUGAGGGAGAUGGAGCUACACAGCCAGGACAAUCUCUCACUGGCCAGCACUGAGACCCCUCCUCCCCUCUACCUCCCACCCCACCACCCCAGUCACCACCAACACUAUGGCAUGCAGAGGAUUGUAGACCCCCUUGCUCGAGGUCGAGCCUUCCGUACGGUGGAAGAGGUGGACGGCCUCAGUGUCCCGCAAACUCCUCUCACACCUGGCACUGCAUCCCUCUGCUCAUUUUCCAGCUCCCGCUCUGCCCUCAACAGGCUGCCACGGCGACGGAAGCGGGAGUCUGUCGCUGUCAUGAGUCUGAAGGCUGCAGCAGCGCUUAUGAAGGGUCGAACAUUGGGUGAAAGCACUGCCGGGCAUUGUCGCAGACGGAGUUUCAUGCCUCCUAGUAUCUUUGAAGACGACACUGUGGAUUUCCCUGACGAGCUGGAUACUUCUUUCUUCACCAGAGACGGCCUGCAGGACGAGCUGUCCAGCUAUGCUGAUGAGGUUUUUGAGACGCCAUCAGAGGCUGACCUCAAACAGCUGGAUGAGAGUGUGCUUACAGGAAGUGCGCUAGAUAAGAACAAUCUAGAAAGGAGUCAUCUCAUGCUGCCUUUAGAGAGAGGAUGGCGAAAGGCGAAAGAUGGCUCUCUGAUCCAACCUAAACUCCGUCUGAAACAAGAAGUGGUGAGCGUCAAUAGCCAUCAACAACGGGGACAAAGAAUUGUGGUUCCUGUUAAGAAGCUGUUUGCCAGAGAGAAGCGGCCGUACGGGUUGGGAAUGGUCGGUCGUCUUACAAAUCGGUCAUACCGCAAACGCAUUGACAGCUUCGUCAAAAAGCAAAUUGAAGAAAUGGAUGAUCACAGGCCUUUUUUUACCUACUGGAUUACUUUUGUCCAUUUGCUCAUCACUAUCCUGGCUGUCAUUAUUUACGGUAUUGCCCCCAUAGGGUUCACACAACAUGAAACUGUAGACUCUGUUUUGAGGAAUAAGGGGGUUUAUGAAAAUGUUAAGUUUGUACAACAACAGAACUUCUGGGUGGGUCCUAGUUCUGAAGCAUUGAUUCACCUUGGUGCCAAGUUUUCCCCUUGCAUGCGCCAAGAUGAGGAGAUCCAUAAACUCAUUCAGGAGAAGAAAGCAAGGGAAAGAGAAUCAGGCUGCUGUGUGAGAAACGAUCGCUCCGGCUGCCUGCAGACAUUACAAGAGGAGUGUUCGAGUACGUUGUCAGUGUGGGUGAAGUGGCCUCAUCACCCCAGUGUUCCACAUUUAAAUGGAAAACAACGCCAGCACGGCUCAGUCUGCCAUCAGGACCCUAGAAUUUGUCAGGAGCCAGCCUCAGUUUCCCCUCAUGAAUGGGCAGAUGACAUCACACAGUGGCCAGUUUGCACAAGGUACAACUCUGGGAAUCACACCAACCUUCCUCACAUCGACUGCACUAUCACAGGCCGACCCUGCUGCAUUGGCACCAAAGGACGAUGUGAAAUUACUUCCAGAGAGUACUGCGACUUCAUGCGUGGCUACUUCCACGAGGAAGCCACUCUCUGUUCACAGGUGGCCUGUAUGGAUGAUGUGUGUGGUUUACUGCCUUUUCUUAACCCAGAGAUCCCAGAUCAGUUCUCUCGAUUAUGGCUGUCCCUCUUUCUUCAUGCUGGGAUCCUGCACUGCUUGGUGUCUGUGUUGUUCCAGAUGACGGUGCUGAGGGACCUAGAGAAGCUGGCCGGCUGGCUGAGGAUCUCCAUCAUUUACAUGUUAAGUGGCAUCACUGGCAACUUGGCCUCCGCUAUCUUUCUCCCCUACAGAGCAGAGGUGGGUCCUGCAGGCAGCCAGUUCGGCAUCAUAGCCUGUCUGUUUGUGGAGCUGUUUCAGAGCUGGCAGAUCCUGGAGCGACCAUGGCGGGCGUUUGCUAAACUGCUGGCCAUCUCUAUCUUCUUCUUCUCAUUUGGUCUGCUCCCUUGGAUUGACAACUUUGCCCACAUUUGUGGUUUUGUGUCUGGGUUCUUCCUCUCCUUCGCCUUCCUGCCAUACAUCAGCUUUGGGCGCUCUGAUAUGUACCGAAAGCGAGUCCAGAUCUGUGUCUUUCUGCUGAUCUUCGUGGGUCUGCUCUCCACUCUGGCUAUUCUCUUCUACGUUUAUCCAGUAAAGUGCGACUGGUGCGAGUACCUCACCUGCAUCCCGAUCACAGACAAGUUCUGCGAGAAAUAUGACUUAAACGCUCACCUCCUUUAAACAUCAGUAUGUGUGUUUCAACAGCUGAGCAGGACUAUUUUUACUGAAACAGUUUUUCAGGAUUUCCUGUCAGAAAUUUAACUCUAGAUUUAUUGAAGAAGCACAAGAGAGGACCCCGCUGUGAAUAACGGCUAUGCAUGGAAAUCUUCUGGCAUUUCACUGUUCACCUGCGUGGGAACAGAAGGAUCAACGUGAAGUUCACUGAUAAUACUGUGUUUGGUUAUGUGUGAUUGAUCUGUAGCUGGGCUAAUCAAUGGCCAGUCACACAGGAGGACAGUUGCAUAACAAUUGCCUCCAUCUUCUCUUGUAAAACUGACUUAACAGCACACCUUAGUGGCCAAUAGGAACAUUACAACCUGUGACAGCUGCGGCGGAUUAGCAGGAGAUUUGAGUUUUGUACUUUUUUACUGAUUUUUGUCUUAUGUCUUCAGAGUUAAACUCACCAAGAAAUGAGGCGCAAAAAUCCUUAAAUGUGCCUUAAAUACUCCAACAUCCGCACACAUAUUUCGCUUUGUUUUAUUAUGUAUGUGUGAGUAACUUUUCACGUUAACUUGUAAAAACACAUUCAGUUUGACAAAAUCAUGUAAAAUGUGUGUCCACUGCAGUAUAUAGUGGCUGGAUUGUGAUUUUUGUGUACUUGUUUACCACGUUAGACAUUUUUGUCACAGCCUUUAUUUAAUAUACAUUAUUCAUAAAUAGAUUAUUUUUUAUAGUAAUCCUGUGGAGUAUCUGUGCAAAAAGAAAAAUACAAAAAAAAAAAAAAAAACAAGAGACACUUACAGGUUAAUCUGGGUAAUAGUGAAGAAGUGUAUUGUUGUACUAAAGGUGGUAGCGUUUUAGCUACCUUACAAUAAACACUGAUAUUUGUCUA